CAAAUUCCUGCGUAGCGUUUGCUUUUCCUUUCUCCCACGGUCCUAAGAAAAAGCAAUUCCGAAGCUCGCCGAAACCUCACAGCCCGAGAUCAUCAAAGAGCCCCUCCCCCGCCAAACUUUUUGUGGGAGCUCAACAACGCAUCGCACCACAUCGACUUCCACCUCCUUCAACACCACAUCAAAUUUCACACUUUUAAUCAAACACUACUUUCAAUUGACAUUAAUUGACAAUUCUUCAAGAUGGGUCGCCAAUUCUUCGUCGGAGGAAAUUUCAAGAUGAAUGGCAAUAUCAAGACCAUUCGCGAUAUUGUCCACAACAUCAACCAAGCCAAGCUUGACCCUAACGUCGAGGUUGUCAUCGCCCCACCAUCCCUCUACCUCCUCCUUACCCGCGAACACCUCCGCAAAGGCCUUGAGGUCGCUGCCCAGAACGUCUUCGAUAAGCCGAAUGGCGCUUUCACUGGUGAGAUCUCAGUUGAUCAGCUGAAGGAGAGUGGAAUCACUUGGACGAUCUUGGGACAUUCGGAGAGGAGAGUCAUCCUUCAGGAAGAUGAUCAGUUCGUCGCGAGCAAGACCAAGGCGGCCAUCGACGGCGGAUUGGGUGUCAUUCUGUGCUGUGGUGAGAGCUUGGAGCAACGCGAGGCUGGCAAGACCAUCGAGGUUGUAACUACACAGCUCAAGGCCGUCGCCGAAAAGGUCAAGGACUGGUCCAAGAUCGUCGUCGCCUAUGAACCCAUCUGGGCCAUUGGCACCGGCAAGGUCGCUACCACCGAGCAAGCACAAGAAGUCCACGCUGCCAUCCGUGAAUGGAUGAAGAAAGAAGUCUCUUCCGAGGCGGCCGAGAACACCCGAAUCCUAUACGGAGGCAGUGUUACCGAGAAGAACUGCGGUGAGCUGGCGAAGCAGGCCGACAUCGACGGAUUCUUGGUCGGUGGUGCUAGCUUGAAGCCCGCAUUCGUCGACAUCAUCAACGCAAAGUCUGCAUGAAUCCAUGGCAGCGACGCUCGACUCUAAGGGGUUGACAUUGGGGAAAUGUGGAUGAGAAGCUGCAGGGCAAGCGAUAUCAAGACUAACAUUACCUGGCUCAAAAACCCACUUGAUAGACGAAAGAAGAAACAAAUGAAUAUCAUCCAUGUGCUU
Molecule: messenger RNA, 1140 nt
Organism: Lindgomyces ingoldianus
Lineage: Eukaryota; Fungi; Ascomycota; Dothideomycetes; Pleosporales; Lindgomycetaceae
Product: Triosephosphate isomerase
Exons: 6
Coding region: 241-987 (248 amino acids)
Biological process (GO): gluconeogenesis; glyceraldehyde-3-phosphate biosynthetic process; glycerol catabolic process
Cellular component (GO): cytosol
Molecular function (GO): triose-phosphate isomerase activity
Source: RefSeq, a predicted model, not a curated record